Molecule: messenger RNA, 2690 nt
Organism: Scatophagus argus
Lineage: Eukaryota; Metazoa; Chordata; Actinopteri; Scatophagidae
Product: complexin-3-like
Exons: 5
Coding region: 1145-1690 (181 amino acids)
Biological process (GO): synaptic vesicle exocytosis; regulation of neurotransmitter secretion; neurotransmitter transport
Cellular component (GO): terminal bouton; SNARE complex
Molecular function (GO): syntaxin binding
Source: RefSeq, a predicted model, not a curated record
GAGCUCGAGGAGGCGUGGCUCUUCCUGGUGAUCCUGUUAAAGGAUUAAAGCCUCCUCAGCUGUCAGAAACUGAAGCGUUCUGGGCGGCGGCGGCAAAGAAUCGAAGGGACACAAGGAUGAACAUGCUGUCUUCUUCAGUACAACACCUUCAGUUAAAAUCAGGUAAGCUCUUAUUUCUUUUCUCGAUCUUUGUCCUGGGUGUUUUUGUUUGGUGGAUGAAUUGGGAUCGAUGGAGGAAUUUGGUGUCACUUCCUUUUCAGGCAGCUUUUUUGGUCAAGUUUGGCCCAUUGAUCAAUACUUUCCUUUUAUCUCUGUGGGACUCAGACGCUGCUGUCUCAGGGCAGACUCUGUCCAUCUCCCAGGUGUCUCCUUGUUUCAUUUCCUUUCUACAAAUCUCUGCUCAUCUCUGAAUAUCCAGUGAACCAAACACUGAUUGUUCUCACAGGAAUGGGAAAAGGCGGAGGUUUUAUCUUGAGGAAAAUCUGAGUUACAGACAGAGACAGAGACAGACAAAGGCCAGUGUUUGUUAUCUCUGCCCCACAUCUUCUCCGAUUUUACUGCAUUCUGCUCCUGAUGAAAUAAACCAAAUGCAGCUAUUGGAGUACUGUAAAAGCACAAAUGAGCACGCACAGGAACAAGAAUGAUGUUAGCAUGUGUCACUCAACAUGACAUCAGCUAAAGUCUCUAAAUCCUCAUCACAAACACGUGAGUCAUCAGGUGCAUUCCCUGCCACGGCUAACGAGAUUCCCCCCAUUAAGCACUUUAAGUGGUAAGCUGUAUAGGUGUUGAAGAGUUGGAGCCGGAGGAGAAGAAGAAGCAGACGCUGAAACUUGGACUAGAAAACGGCAAUUUUCCUCCUGCAAGAGCCGAAGAGCACAGGCACAAUCCUGUGAAGGGUUUUCUUUUGUUUCUUCUUGUUUUCUCUGCUGUGCUUUAAAGCUUUGUUGGAUUGCCUGGUUGCAGCAGAUGCCAUCUGGCUGGAGUUUUAUCUGGAUUUUGUGCUGUGAGCUUUCGGCCAACUGUGGCCUCUUGCACAGAGCAACAAAACAUGAGCGAAGGAGAAAAUCAUUCCAUAUCCACCCAUCAUCUGUCAGUGAAGUAGCAUUGUGAUCAUUCCCUCUCAUCCUGAGACCUCUGGUGCAUCAUGGAUACUGUAGUGAGAGUGAAGAAGUCCUUGAGGACGCCCAUUAGGAAGCUGAGCAGCUGUAUGUCGAGGGUGAAGGAGAGGAAGUUGCAUGCCAAGUGCAUGAACAAGAGGAGCAGAAGAGGAGGAGGAGGAGGAGGCAGGAAGUUGGGGAGGACCCCUCCUCUCCAAACUGCACACCCCAGAGACCCGUCAUUCAUCCGCUCAUACCAGGCAGACCUGGAGAAGGAGAGAAAGCUGCGGGAGGCCAUGAACGCUCAGAAGAACGCAGAGAGAGCAGCCAUGAGAGCUCACUUCAGGAGAAAAUAUCAGCUGUCUGAGAGCCCCAAGGACACGAACCACUUGAGGUCCGUUGGAGGUAAAGUGUCGCUCCCCCGCGAGCUGUCGAAAAUCAUUCAUCCUGAAACCAAAACCAAGGACAACAGUUUCAACCUGCUGAGCGCCUUCCAAGGCCUCGGCUUCGGCACAGCCGCACUCACAGGGAGGAAACACAGCAAGACGUCCACUCCCACACCGGCCAGGGGGGACUACUGUAAAGUCAUGUGAUCGAUAUGUGAUCACAGGGAUGAUCAGUACACCGACAUACUGUCACGCUGUCGAACAUGACUGCUGCUCGCACACAAAAUGUGCUUCAGCAUGUUACAUCACCAGGGAUUAUAGUAUCAACAGUCAAAACAGAAAAACAGUCCCUGUCAGUGUUUUACUAUUGUUAACUGAUUAAUAUUAAUGAUGCACAAGUUCAUGAAAAAACAGCCCCGUUUUCUCUUUGUGACAGUGAAUUUGGGUUUUUAAUAUUUUAUCUUAAGAAGUAGAAUUUUAUGCUGAAGUUUAUCAGAGAAUUUUAAGUUCAAAAUCACCAGAUUUUGAGGUGUUAUUGUUAUUCAGGCUGUCAGACUAGUGUAGGGGAGUAAAAAGUACAACAUUUGCCUUUGAGAUGGAGUGGAACAGAGGUAAAAGGUUGCAUAAAAGGUACUUCAGGUUCGUACUUGAAUACAGCGCUUGAGUAAAAGUGUUUUCCACUACUGCCUGUUUCACACACAUCACUUUUUCAUUUUGUACAUAAUUUUUGUAGCAAUGAUAACACAGUCAAACCUGUAAAUAUAAUUAGUUCCCCAUCAAUAACCUUAUCAAUAGAGUUAACUUACCGACGAUACAGUAAUGGUAUUGAUUGAUAAAUAUGACAUUCAUAAUGAGUCUUCUGUGAAAGGACCAAUUACACUUUCAUCACAUUCAGAUCCUCGUUUUGUUUUACUCUAAUUCUAAUUGUUGUUCUGUAAUAAUUUUGUUUCGUAGAAUCCACAAGCUGUGCUGUAGCCAUUUUCUCCUUACAGGACAGUCACGUCUCUGUAAAUGAAACUAUUAUAGAUCCAAGUGGGUGAUCUAUACACAAGUAAGGAACCUCAGGGCAACACAUCCAUCACAUCUCUCUCUCUCUCUCUCUGUCUCUACACACACACACACAUGUAUAUAUAUAUAUAUAUAUAUGAUUAACUGAGAAAACUCUGUACCAUGUGUGUAUAUGGGCCAAACUGUAAUUGUACUGUAU